AUGAGCAAAGGAAUUCCAGCUCUACAGCUCCAUAUGAACCUUAAUUUUCAGAAUUUGGGAAUGGGAAAAGGGAUCCAUGAAAAAGGGGUGGUAGUGUUGAGGGAGUCCGGGGAAUGUGUGGCAGCGAGGCGAGCUGCGACAUCACUUCCGACGAGUACCUGCGGUUGCUUCACUUCGAGGGUUGACGACGUCCAUCUGAUAGCCCUGCGAUUACCUUCUUCCUCGACAUCCAAUUGUAACUCGGUUUGCCCUAAUUCGACGAGAGGCGAGAGGCGACAUCACUCCCGACGAGUACCCGCGCUGAGUUGA
Striga asiatica is the source of this 309-nucleotide messenger RNA. The record is from the annotation of a GenBank genome assembly. NCBI's taxonomy places the organism in Eukaryota, Viridiplantae, Streptophyta, Magnoliopsida, Lamiales, Orobanchaceae.